Molecule: messenger RNA, 1027 nt
Organism: Capsicum annuum
Lineage: Eukaryota; Viridiplantae; Streptophyta; Magnoliopsida; Solanales; Solanaceae
Product: TSET complex member tstD
Exons: 5
Coding region: 159-602 (147 amino acids)
Biological process (GO): retrograde vesicle-mediated transport, Golgi to endoplasmic reticulum; intra-Golgi vesicle-mediated transport; intracellular protein transport
Cellular component (GO): COPI vesicle coat
Source: RefSeq, a predicted model, not a curated record
AAAACUUACGGUGAAAACCAAGAAUUUUGUUUGACCAAAAUAAGGGAAAAGAAAAGAAUGGAAAGGAGGAGAAAUAUUGGGGAUGACGGGUGGGAAUAGAAUAACAAGUCAAAUGAAUUCUUUCUUUCCGAUCUGCGAAUUGGGAAAGUAUUAGCAAAAUGCUUCUGGCGGUCUUAUUUUCCAACUCCGAGGGGAACAUCCUCGUCGAACGUUUUAAUGGAGUACCAACAGAGGAGCGUCUGCAUUGGAGGUCCUUCUUAGUUAAGCUGGGUGCGGAGAAUCUUAAAGGGAUCAAGAAUGAAGAACUCCUAGUGGCUUGCCACAAGUCUGUUUACAUCGUAUACACUGUACUUGGAGAUGUCAGCAUCUAUGUUGUAGGAAAGGAUGAGUAUGAUGAACUUGCGUUGUCUGAAGCAAUCUUUGUUAUAACAUCUGCUCUCAAGGAUAUAUGUGGAAAACCUCCAACGGAGAGGCUUUUCCUGGAUAAGUAUGGAAAGAUUUGCUUGUGCCUGGAUGAAAUUGUGUGGACGGGGUUGCUGGAGAACAUUGACAAAGAUAGAAUCAAGAGGCUUGUUAGGUUGAAACCACCAACAGAAUUUUGAUGCAGUUUUUUCCCGGUCUCUUGUUUACGCCAACUCUGGGACUCGAGCUGUCUGUAAAACAAGCGUUAUGUCAAUGCAUGUUUUUUAUCUUCUUUUAGCUUUUGUCGUCUGUUAGUAAUUUUCUAUGCAGGUUUUAGCACUUUAAAAUCAUUCCCCAUACAGCUUUCUAAUUACAGAGGACCAGUUUCGUUUGAGAAGUGAAGAAAGCAGGAUGGUUUCCUUUUCCUUCUCUACGUUCUUUGACAUGUGGAGUUGGUUCUUUUGGGGAUUGUAUCUUUAUAUUGCUCUUUCACUUGAACAGGAUGUGGUUUUGGACCUUUGAAUUUGGGCGUGUUCAUUAUGGUCUUUAACUCUGUAAGAUGAGUUACAAACAGCUUGUGUGUAGCACAUAUUAAAACAAGAUUGUGAUUUUUUUCAACUUAAAA